UUCCGACCAGGUCCUACGGCGCCAUCAACGUCACUCUCUUGAUCUGACGACGAGGAGUUUAUCGGCCACCUCUUCCUCCCCUCCCACGCGCAGAGUCUGUGUCGCUACGAGGACAUACGAAGCAUGGCGCAGUCGCAAAUCUCAUGGGCAGCAAAUUCGAGCCAUACGAAGCCGCCGAUCGUAGCGCAUUUCUGUGAUCUGGCGAGAGCGAAGGUAAUUUGCGUUUUCGUGACCAGCCUUGUCGCGAAAGUAGUAGCCGCCGUCAAAUUGUAACUGCAGCUUCCGUGCUAUCGAGCGAUUUAAUGAACUCUCUAAGAUCAGAUAUUGCUAGAAUUCUGCGUGACCAGCACAGCGUACUCUAGAAUUAGCUGGACUUGUCAAGUGUUAUCAGUGAUAUCACUUGACAAGUCGGUGAUAACUGUCGGUGAUAAGUGACAAGACAAGUCGGUGACAAGUCGGUGAUAACUUAUCACCGAGUUUGGUAGGCUUGUAGGCAUGCGAAAGUGCCAAGAAGGCAUCAAGAUUUCGGUACGGCAGAUGUAUUUUCACGUGUAUAUCUGUGUAUGUCUACAUCGACGAGAAAGAAAGUUUUCAAGAACAGCACAGAAGUCUCCGCUGCAUCGAAUCCUCUAGCGCUGAGAUAUCUUGAACUCAUAAAGCUUUUCUCGCCACAGACCCGGAAGCCCAUUCUUGUACCUCAGGAUGAGGAUCUUCUCUCUAAUUCGCUCAACCUCAAGAACCAAUAUGAUGCGCACUUUCUCCUUGUGUGUUACGAAAACGAUAAGAUAGUGUGCACUUGUGCAGGUUGUCUUUCUUGAAGCUUAAAGCAAGAUCCGCAACUAACCCUGAGCAAGAACCUGGCGUCUAGAUCUUUUCUCAGCCUUGAGCGCAUACCUUUCCAUGUAUCUUGACGUUGUCAAUUGCCAAGUUCUGCCAGAGAAAGGGAAAGCCGACCGGGUCCAGGAUAAGUCUGGAAGGGUCUAGUUUGGGCACCUAAUUUCUUACAUCCCUCGCUGCUUCUCGAGCUGAAAAGAAAACGGCGACGCAUGGGAUGAAAGCUAAAGUUGUACUAAUCAUAAGCAUUAAUAUAUAGUAAUAUAUGAUAUAACUGUUUGCUCCGAUACCGACCGACUGCCCAGUCACUCCUUUCCCGCGGCUUCUACGAAGAGAGGACAGUUUUCAAGAUCUGUAGGUUUACUGCACGGAGCGAAGUAGUCGCCGGAGUAAGACAUAGAUUGAGAAAAGCCUUGUUUCUACUAGAGAUUUUAGAACGUUACGCUAUACAUUCUGCACGGUGGAAUCUUUGUCAGGAACGGGGCUAAAUUCGGUCCGAUAACGGAAGAGCUUGAACGGACCAUCGAACGGUCCAUUUAUUUGGCUGUGAUUUAAUGUACAGUAUGUAUACGAGUACCUCUAACAGUCUUGCCAGAGCACUAGAGUACUGAGCUUGGAGAAGCACUAAGAUUGGAUGUCACCUACUAUUGAACAGUUCGGUGCUAGUACUAUGGUCGUGUGUGUUGAGGGAAGUGAGCAGUGCGUGCCAUGAAGAAGAAAGUUGAUGAUCACGACACCCACAGCACUCUGCCCGAGGAAGACGAUGAAUCAUUGCAUUUCUGGAGGGUGUAGCUGGGAAGGAAAAGAAUGGAAAAGGCUGUGAGUGCGCUUUAGUGAAGGGUUUGAAAGUACUCUCGCUGAGGAUCUUUUGCGAGCGGGUGUUGUAAACUUACACGCAACGGCUUGCGGAAUCGGACGAACAUUAGAUGGACGAUUGAUCUUGAUGACGACGCUGCUGAUGCUGCCGUCUCCGCAGCGAUCGAGGUUCAAUUCCAUUCCGCCUAGUCACCUCAUCAUUCAUUGUGGGCGGACGAGGAUAAGGUUCAGAAUCUUCGAAUGUUGUGUUCUUGCCUUUCUCCGUCCGUCUUGUGAGCAUUAUAAUUAUAAUGCAUGUUAUCAUAUGUGGCCGUAUAUUUCACAGUGAGGUGAUAAAAUAUGGUUUCUUGGGUACUUAGAAAAUUCUCUGCACCUUCAGAUUCCCGGGCAGCGUCAAGUUGAUUCUAUAAUUUGUUUUUUGGGGGGCCCAGAAAUUAGAUGUGUGUUAAACUCACUAGAUAGACACGCUUAUCAAGAUUCUAAUGAUUUUGUGAGUAUCCGGCUUGUCAAUUGACCCCAGUAAUGGACACGAUUGCACCCUAAAGUGGAAAAGACAUAAAUACCUGGGUCUUGUCUAAAGCCUUCACCAAGCCGCGCUCCCAAACUCCCUUGGAGCUAUGACCAUCACCUUCUAGCUGCGAGCUUCGAGAACCAGAACAGUGAACGAAAUCUGGGCCCACCAGCUGACCAGCAUUACGAAGUCAGCAGGGAACUCUGGAAUCUGCCUUGAGGAGACAAGGGAAUCGUCUAAACUUUGUCCGAGCGAAAUUCCUAUAGUGAGUUUGUCCUGAUGUGCUGCAUCCAAGCUCUGAAGGCGGACCUUUUAGAACUGUUCAAAGCAAGUUCUCCCGGUUACCCGCUCAGCUAACUGUUUAGUUGCUGGAUAAUUAUUCUCAGGUUCCCUGUCGUCAUCAGAUGAACGUCAUGUCGUCCGAAUUUUCAUGACUUAUUGAUUUUGAUGUAUGAUCUCAGGAGAUAAAAUGAAGUGAAGUGAUUGUCGUCUCGAGAGUUGGUUCCGACGGAGGUAGCGUUCCAAGAACAUCGAAUAUCCGCGUUGGUCAAGUAGUUAGCUGGCUAGCUGCCCUGCAGGUUAUACAGAUGUGGCAGGUCUUUUCUGGUCUGUAUUAUAUAUAAAAUAGCCAACUGGUGCAGCUUCAUAUUGUCGGUCUCAGUUUUGAACCCGCAGGGAGAGAAAGAGCGAGUGAUAAAAUUUGAAAGAGCGAGUGCUCUCAGUGACAACCUUGUCACGGUGGUCAAGUGUGAUUGACUGUAUUAUGGUUGACUCAAUCACGUCCACUUCAAUAGUUGUAAAUGUCUGCGUGUUAUGGUGAAAAUGCAGUUCUACUUGUAUCGCAAGAUAAGUGUUGCCGAAGAUUCUUGUGUUUACAGGCCAAUAUGAUCGAAUCCAUUCGUCUAUUAGUAUCUACACGUUCACUUCAAAGUGGUGUCUAUCUUGUGGAGUUGAUUCAAACCCGACUCCUGCUCAUGCAGGUAGGAAUAGCAAAGAAUCUGCUGAGUGGGAUCAUUCCUUAAGAUCCGGCAGGGUUGAAGCUUGAAGCCUGUUUGAAGCAUCGGACCUGAUAUCUUUUCUACCCUGCGAUUGCAGAGUGGAUCCAGUACACAGUACGUCUUUUUCCACAAGUUGAGAUUUCUAGGCACCUUAAAUUUCAAUCGUACCUCCAUCGCCGAUGUUUAUCGUACACGAAGAGGCAGUUGAUAGUGCUGAAUAUGCAGACAUCGACAUUUGUCUGAAGGAUGCAGCGGCUGUCGAGUUUGAGUUUGUGGCAUCGAGUUGUGGGUCUUACACUGGUGUUUAUAGCCUUGUUGUACUUAGUGGAUCUCACAGUCGUACCCAUCGAAUCCAAAUCCCAGUAUUUCCGCUUCAAUCCUUUCUCAUCACGGGACGACACUAGCUGUUACGGCAAUCUCUCUAAGUCAGGCAAUUUGGAACAUUUAUCAAACUUGGCGGAGUCUCCGAAACAAUUAAGCAACGAGAUCACUGAGAAUGCCGCAGACUCUGUUGGACGACGGCCUGGGGGGCCCUCAAAACCAGCCAUCAAUGGGAUCUCCAAUAAAUUUGCCGACGACACUGGAGGAUUGCCUGUUCAAGAAUUGCUCCAUGUUACGGAGAUAAAUUCUGGAGAAACCGCUGAAGUGCCAACCACUUCCCAUUAUCACAACUCUACUUGGAAGCCAGAGAUCGGAUACUGGCUUGAAAAAUGUGGUGAAGCUGCACCAUUUCUCGUUCCUGAACAAUUUGCCAACAGGGUCUGCGAGCACAAAUGUCAAGGACGUGGUGUGUGCAAUCAUGAUUUCGGGGAAUGCCGCUGCUACCAUGGUUACACCGGCAGAGGAUGCGAGGUGGAACAGCAGUUUGUAUGCAGUGACAAUGAGACGGAAAAGUGGACGGCGAUUUAUGGGAGUUGGAGGGUAUCCAUAUGCGGGGCUUACUGUGACAAGAAAUUAAGCUUUUGUUACUGCGGAGAGGGAACUAAAUAUCCUCAGCGACCAGUGGCGGAGUCCUGUGGCUUCUCAAUGAGGGAUGAUCGUGUCGAUUGGGACGCGCCAGAUCCUUCAAUAUUUUCGAAUGAUAACGAGAGUAUUGGGUGGUGCAAUUUGAGUAUCCAGGAUUUGGACAAGUUUGAAAAGAAGCCAAAUUGCGGGUGCAUUUACGAUGGAACCGGAGGAGAUCUGUGUGAAGUUCCUGUCGAAAGCUUCUGCAUAAAUCAGUGUUCUGGAAAUGGGCGAUGCCGUGGAGGUUCCUGUGCGUGUGUCGAAGGGUGGCACGGUAUUGACUGCAGCAUCCCUUCAUCGCUAUCAUCCCUUCAAAGGUGGCCCCAUUGGCUCAGACCUGGAGUAUUAAAGAUGACGGAUGUCUCCGAGUCUUGGCAGCAGGAAACACUUGAGGUCGUGGUGGAGAGACGCCGACCUUUGAUCUACGUCUACGAGCUACCUGCUAAAUUCAAUAGUCAUCUCCUCGAGGGGCGACACUACAGAAAUCAUUGUGUAAACAGGAUCUAUGACCUGGAUAAUCGGACGAUAUGGAUCGAUGACCUCUAUGGAUCAGAGGUUGCAAUUCUAGAAAGUUUGCUUUCUAGUGCCUAUCGCACUUCUAACGCUGAGGAGGCCGACUUCUUCUACGUGCCAGUUUUGGGAGCCUGCGCCAUCAUUCGUGCAGAUGAAGCCCCUCAUAUGAACAUACAGACAGACUUUCUAGGGUUGCGGACGUACUUUUCAGGAGAGCUGUACAGAGAAGCUUUUGAGUACAUAAGAGAUACCUACCCGUAUUGGAAUCAAACCGAAGGGCGUGACCAUAUGUGGCUAUUUCCAUGGGAUGAAGGCGCGUGUGCAGCUCCGAAAGAAAUUUGGAACAGCAUGAUGCUUGUACACUGGGGUAACACAAAUUCCAAACACAAUUACUCAACCACCGCUUACUCAGCGGAUAGUUGGAACGAUAUUCCUAGCGAAUGGAGGGGUAAUCAUCCUUGUUAUGACCCAGCAAAGGAUCUUGUUUUACCUGCUUGGAAGGUCCCGGAUCCUACCUUCUUCUCAAUAAAACCGUGGGCAAGGACGCGCAAGGAACGGCCGACGCUUUUCUACUUCAAUGGAAAUUUAGGUGACAUGUAUGAAGGACGACCUGAAGCUGAAUACAGCAUGGGAUUACGACAGAGGCUGGCGGAAGAAUUUGGCUCGCACCCGAACAAAAACUUAACGGCAGGUCGACAAACAGCUCCUGAUGUGACGGUCGUCUCCACAAGAAGUGAAUCCUAUGGGAUGGAGCUUUCACAGUCUCGAUUUUGUGGAGUUCUUCCUGGAGAUGGCUGGAGUGGGCGCAUGGAAGAUAGCAUUUUGCAUGGCUGCAUACCUGUGAUUAUUCAGGAUGGCAUACACCUCCCUUUCGAGAGUGUACUUAAUUACGACGAGUUCUCUCUACGUGUAGCUGAACGUGAUCUUCCACAACUGAUUACAAUUUUGCGGAAUGUGACUGAAAGCAGGGUUGACUCAAUGCUGUCUGCAAUCCAAGGAUUGUGGCAAAGAUUUACAUACAUAAGUGCUGUUCAACUUGAGGGCAAACGAGAGAUCCAGAAGCAUGGCGAAGCAUACGCGGAUUGGAUUCAGCAGUAUAUGAAUGCUUCUGGUGAUGAUGCUUUCUCAACUUUCAUACAGGUGCUGCACUUCAAAUUAUAUAACAGGACGUGGACGAAGACCACGACAAAUAUAGAUUCAGAAGAUUUCAGUAGAAAGGAUUACUGUAGUAAAAAAAUCCCUUUAUAGCACCUUUUUCUUAGACAUGAAGAUGAUCAGGAUUAAACACCUGUGCUCUAGUUUAAGAGCGCUUGUUUAUUGCCGAAGUUGGGAAGGUUUUUUGUCGAAACUACGCAGCCUCCACGGAUGGCCAAUAUCUCAGCAAGCGGUGCUAUACUUUGAUCAACUCAAUUUGAUCCAAUUCAAAGUGCUGGUUCAACCUAAUUGUGUAAAACAGUAAGCUACAACUGAAAAUUUCUUUGAACAGAAAUCUUUGGCCCAGGAUAUGUGGGAGAAACGUGUUGAAGGUUUUGAUACAAUCUUGUGUUGGCACUUAGUGGAGUAGUAAGUAUCAAAGCUGAAUAUAGAGUGGAUAGGUUGACGAUCGCGUAUAUUGCACUCCAGAAGCUUAAACCUUUAUUUGUACCCCCGCGAAGAGUUUACAAUAAAAUCCUCUCACGAGAAUUGAAGGAGAGAUCAAAAGCUUAAAUCCUCAAUUCUCACCCCCCAAGAUGUAAGCACAGAACCCACUGUGCAACUUUACACGCAUAAUGAACGAUAAGGA
Molecule: messenger RNA, 6460 nt
Organism: Marchantia polymorpha subsp. ruderalis
Lineage: Eukaryota; Viridiplantae; Streptophyta; Marchantiopsida; Marchantiales; Marchantiaceae
Source: the annotation of a GenBank genome assembly